AUGGCCUCCAUGUCCAAUAUUGGUGGUGGCCCACAAUACUUGAAACAUGCAUCCAUGUACUCGGAGAUGUAUGGGCGAUACAACCUCUUAGAUCUCUUUGAAAUUGAGAACAAACUGAUUUAUAAAGAAGCUGCCAGCUCCCACUUCACAGCCCAGCUCAGGCUCCCAGGCCAACUUCCUGAGACGCCUGCUGACGAGGAGAUGAAAGUCUCGUUUUUCGCCGCCACUACUUCUUAUAGGACAACUGCAGGCAGUGCGUUUAAGGACGCUGGAAUAGCGUUACACAAGAGGCCAUCCCUGCUGUUCGUGAUCCACUUAAUUGCCAGCUCUGCUAGAUCACCCAUCAGCCUAAUGAGUGGAAUUGGACUCAUCCUUAUUAGCUGGUCUUCUCGAGGUCCACAGAACCACGUCCAGAGUGAAAAAAUCACAGAGCUUCCUGAGUCCCAUGUUUGUGGGUCCUGCCAACCUCCACUACCUUUCCCGUUGAGACAUGGAGGCCCAAGAGGGGGCCUGCGGAGCAGAGGCCGCGGUGGUCCCGGGAACAGAGCUUUGGAUCGUUUUGACCAAAGAGGAAAACGGGAAUUUCAGAGAUAUGGUGGGAGUGAUAAAAGUGAUGUGGAGCCAGCUGCGCCUAUGGAGGAGCCCCCGGUGGAGGAGUCCCCGGACGCCCUGGAGGAGGGGUCUCCAGCCAAAGUUCCUGAGUUGGAGGUAGAAGAAUAAACUCAAGUUCAAGAGAUGACCCUAGAUGAGUGGAAAACUCUGCAAGAACAGACCAGACCGAAGCCUGAAUUUAACAUCCGGAAACCUGAGUCCACGGUCCCUUCCAAAGCAGUGGUGAUACACAAGUCCCGAUAUAGAGAUGAUAUAGUAAAGGAUGACUGUGAGGAUGAUGCCCAUGUGUUCCGGAAGGCGGCCAAUGACAUCACAUCCCAGCUGGAGAUUAACUUUGGCAACCUCCCUCGUCCGGGGCGCGGAGCCAGAGGUGGCACACGGGGAGGCCGGGGAAGGAUCAGAAGGACAGAGAACUGUGGACCCAGAGCAGACGUGGUGACACAAGACGUUGCUCCAAACCCGGAUGACCCUGAAGACUUUCCUGCUCUGGCGUGAAGCUCCCAGCACCGGGAAGAGACUUCUUGCUUGGGGAAGAGACUCAGAACAAUAGAUACUGCUUC
Molecule: messenger RNA, 1172 nt
Organism: Myotis daubentonii (Daubenton's bat)
Lineage: Eukaryota; Metazoa; Chordata; Mammalia; Chiroptera; Vespertilionidae
Product: intracellular hyaluronan-binding protein 4-like
Exons: 6
Source: RefSeq, a predicted model, not a curated record